Molecule: messenger RNA, 1359 nt
Organism: Leishmania braziliensis MHOM/BR/75/M2904
Lineage: Eukaryota; Euglenozoa; Kinetoplastea; Trypanosomatida; Trypanosomatidae
Exons: 1
Coding region: 1-1359 (452 amino acids)
Biological process (GO): rRNA processing
Cellular component (GO): small-subunit processome; Pwp2p-containing subcomplex of 90S preribosome
Molecular function (GO): protein binding
Source: RefSeq, a predicted model, not a curated record
AUGUCUGACGCGGUAGUAUCAGGUCAAGAGGUGUUGACUGCCGCCAUGCGCAAGAAGGCGCCGCAGCGUGCGUGGGUGGACGAUGACGAUGUGGCAGUGGAGCAGGAAACGCCGGCGUUCUUCAAGGACAGUCAUGCUAAGCCAGCGUGGUCGUUUAGCGACACCGCGCGCACAGACGAGGACAAGGCCGACGCCGACGAAGGCACAACUCCACCUUGCCGGCGGGCCUCCGAGGCGCUGUCUCACAAGCGCUUCCGCAACGACGACCUUGAUGCGUUGUUGUCACGCAAGGAGCCGCUCCUAUCAUCCCAGCACGAUCCCGCUUGCAGCGCUGUACCGAAGGUUCUCUCGGUGCUCCCCCUCCCUCGUGACUCAGCACGCACGAUUCACUGGCAUCGAAACGGGCAGCUAGCGGUCGUUGGCGGCAACCACCACAUCUACACCUUCCAUGCCGCCGGCGGGUUUGUGGAGCAGCUCUCUAAAGUGGACAUGAAGAAGCGAGUGGAAACCACGGCGCUCUCCGAAAACGGCGAGGAGGUGCUCAUUGCGGCACAUGAAGCGUACGUACCGCAGCUGCUGCACAUUGCGACAGAACAGCUGAUACCACUGACAUUUCUGGACACCCGCAAUACUGCCGUGCAUCGCAACGGGCGCCGUGACAACACGCGAAAUGAGUUCUUCAUCUCAAAGCUGGUAUGCAGGCCGAAAGACCCCGUGAGUCGCGGUGUGGCGAUUGCGCGCGGUUCGUCGGUGACACUCGCCUCGCUCUCCACCGGUAGCGUUCUUAGCCAGAUCACGCUUGACUCAGCCGUGAUAGAUGUUACAUUUCUCUCCUCGGUUGAACUCGCCAUCGCAGCGAAGAACAAGGUUCUACUGUAUGACGUACGCAAGCUUAGCCGCUUCACCCGCGAGCUGACCAACAACGCGACACACGAUAUCACAACGUGCGGCUUCUCACCCUCCGGGUCAGGUGGGGGGCGGGCACGCGUCAUGGCGAUCGGUUCUGGAAGCGGUGUGGUGAGCGUCUUCGACAGUACAGUACUGCGCUCUGCCCCAUCGACUGCGGCCUCGGCGACGGCAGGAACACCACCGAAGCUACUCCGCGAGCUGAAGCAGCUUGUGACGCCGAUCUCAUCUCUGUCCUUCGGCGAAGACAGCCAGGGGAACUCGGUCCUGGCCUUCGCAACACGUGGGCAGAAAGGCGGCUUCCGUCUCGCACGGCUGCCUGACCUGAAUGUGGUGCCGUCCUUUCCGGCUGUAUCGACGCGGCACGGCUUCGUGCAGAGCAUGGCCAUUGCUCCGACAGUGCCAAUCCUCUCUGUCGGUGAGCGUCAGAAGGUAACCAACUACGCGCUGUAG